Messenger RNA from Alosa alosa (allis shad), 1498 nucleotides. It is a transcript of the gene extl2, whose product is annotated as exostosin-like glycosyltransferase 2. Gene Ontology annotation, molecular function: glycosyltransferase activity. Gene Ontology annotation, cellular component: membrane. The transcript is spliced from 5 exons. The record is from RefSeq and is a predicted model, not a curated record. The coding region runs from base 179 to 1180 and encodes 333 amino acids. NCBI's taxonomy places the organism in Eukaryota, Metazoa, Chordata, Actinopteri, Clupeiformes, Clupeidae.
UGGACCUAGAGGUUGGUUUCUAAAUAUUCUAAUUAAAGACUGCAACCUACUGUCAAAUUAAGAAUGUUGGUAGAGUUUGUUGCGCGUUGUCUGGACAGUCUACCACGGCUGCGCAGAGGUGCAGGCAGCUUUUCACUUACUUUUAGAGGAAGUGGGAACUCUCAAAUAUGAGAACAACAUGAGAGGCUGUAGGAUGAUCCCACUUCGAAAGGCGCAGCUGAUACUAUUUGCACUUCUGUUUAUCUUGAUUGGGGCAUCUCUGACUUCAAUGCUUCCCCUGGCUGUGGAUACAGAUGAUGAUGGCGGAGUAAUGGAUGUUCUACGCCGAAAAGCUGACUCUCCUCCACUGAAGGAUUCCUUUACUAUAGUAAUACAGACGUACAAUCGAACAGACAUCCUUCUUAAACUCCUCAAUCAUUACCAGGCAGUGCCUCAUCUAAGACAGAUUGUCAUCGUGUGGAACAACAUCGGAGUGCGGCCACCACAGCAAUUAUGGGGUUCCCUUGGUCCGCAUCCUGUUCCCGUAGUCUUCAAGGAGCAAAGCGUCAAUCUGAUGCGCAACCGCUUGCAGCCUUUUUCGGAGAUAGAUACAGAUGCUGUGUUAAUGGUGGAUGAUGAUACAUUGGUCAGUGUUCCCGAUAUAAGUUUUGCUUUCUCUGUCUGGAAGCAAUUUUCUGAUCAGAUUGUUGGCUUUGUACCACGCAAGCAUGUGAUCACAGCUUCUGGUGUUUACAGCUACGGCAGCUUUGAGCUUCAGGACACUGAAACAGGUGGAGGUGACCGGUACUCCAUGGUUCUGGUGGGUGCUGCCUUCUUCCACCGUCGCUACCUGCAGGUCUUCCAAGACCAGCCCAGCCAGGUGCAUACCUUGGUGGACGAAACGCAGAACUGCGACGACAUUGCCAUGAACUUCGCUGUGGCGCUCUAUUUGGCACGGCAAGACGGGUCAAAAGCACGGCCCUCUGGGGUUCUGGUAAAGCCUGUGGAUAUCCGGAACCUGGAGCGGGACUCCCGCAGCGGCUACAUUGGCAUGUGGCACCGGGCGGAGCACAUGCUCCAGCGCUCCUACUGCCUGAAUCGCCUGGCACAGAUCUACGGCAGCAUGCCCCUGCAGGACUCCAAUAUCAUGCUCACGCAGUUCGGUUUCCCAAGCUAUGCUAACCACAAGAGCAAGAUAUGAGGAACUUUCAGGGUAAGAUUAAAUGGCACAGCUAAUUAGUGAGAAAAGCCAGGUUGAGUCACAUAGUGGUACUGACAAGCAGAUUUUGAGGCUUGAUUUCCUGUCUUAAAAGACCUAGAACAAUAUAAAACAAUCUCCAUAGGAAAACUAAGUAAUUUUAUCAUUUUAUAUCUAUGACGUCUAUGUCUACAUUUUAUUUUCUUCAGGGAAGAAUAGACUAUGUGCACGCUCUAAGCGAUGGGCAACGUCACUUCUGUUGACGUUCAAACAAAAGAGAGAUCUAGCUCGCUACUCCCUCCCCUUUCCUCCCGUGCAAUU